GACCCGCUUCCGAUCCAAGGAUGAAGGCGAGAAGAAAUAAAAAACAGGUCCCAAGCUUCCGGAAAUUGAUAAAGACAAGUAAAGUCAAACUUGAAAACAAGCUAAAAAACAAGCAGUUUAAACAACAAAGUACUCUCAAGAAGUACCGUAAAGAACAGAGGAAAUUAAAGCAAGCUGUAAAAGAUGCUGUAUCUAAAAGACCCAUUCCAUUGGAGGACCCAAAGGAAAAACGACCAGGCAAAAGGAUCCAGUGGGAAGAGGAGGAAGAAGAGGAAGCCCUUCCUUUAGACAUGAUGGAUGAAGAUGACUUACAGUUAAUGAAGGAUUUAGGACAAAGAGCAUCAUUUCUAACAAGAGAUCUUUCUUCUAGUGAGCCUGUUCAUGCCAAGAAACGAAAGCAUGAGAGUGUUAUAGAUAAAUAUGAAAAAAUACCAAGAACUCUUCAAACUGCACCAGAGAAGGAACUGAUUCACUUACUUCCUAUCAAAGACAAAAGUGGAAUAAUCCCACAGACUAGGGAGAAGCCAGUUAUUGAAAAUCAAGAUGAAGAGGACAAAGAAGAGAUGGAACUUGAAGAAGAGAUCAUUGAAGAACCCAUUAGAGAACUGACACUAGAGGAGCACUUAAUUGAAAGGAAGAAAAAACUACAGGAAAAGAAAAUGCAUAUUGCAGCCUUAGCAUCUGCAAUAUUAUCAGAUCCAGAAAAUAAUAUUAAAAAAUUGAAAGAAAUACGUUCCAUGCUCAUGGAACAGGAUCCUGAUGUGGCUGUUACUAUUCGAAAGCUGGCAGUAGUUUCUCUAAUGGAGUUAUUUAAAGACAUUACUCCUUCAUAUAAAAUACGACCCCUAACAGAAGCAGAAAAAUCUAUUAAGAUCCGCAAAGAGACUCAAAGGCUAAGAGAAUUUGAAGAAGGCUUAGUUAGCCAAUACAAGUUUUAUUUGGAGAACCUGGAACAAAUGGUUAAAGACUGGAAGCAAAGAAAACUGAAGAAAAGUAAUGUGGUUUCCUUAAAGGCAUACAAAGGAUUGGCAGAGGUGGCUGUGAAGAGUCUGUGUGAACUGUUGGUGGCGUUACCUCAUUUCAACUUUCACAACAACAUCAUUGUAUUGAUUGUCCCUCACAUGAAUGAUGUGUCAAAAUCGAUAUCUGAAAUGUGUUGUGAGGCAGUCAAGAAGCUCUUUAAACAAGAUAAAUUAGGCCAAGCUUCCCUCGGUGUAAUCAAAGUGAUAUCUGGAUUUGUGAAAGGCAGAAAUUAUGAUGUUAGACCAGAGAUGUUGAAAACAUUCUUGUGUCUAAGAAUCAAGGAAAUCGAAGUGAAAAAAGAUACCGAGGACAUUAAUAAACCAAAAAAAUUCAUGACUUUUAAGGAAAAGAGAAAAACUCUAUCAAGAAUGCAGAGAAAGUGGAAGAAAGCAGAAGAGAAACUGGAACGAGAACUUCGGGAGGCAGAAGCUUCAGAGAGUACGGAGAAAAAACUUAAACUGCACACAGAGACUUUGAACAUUGUGUUUGUAACAUACUUCAGAAUACUGAAGAAGGCCCAGCGGUCACCUCUCCUGCCAGCAGUACUAGGUCUUGCCAAGUUUGCUCAUCUUAUCAAUGUGGAGUUCUUUGAUGAUUUAUUAAUAGUUCUGCAUUCUCUCAUUGAGUCUGGUAACCUAAGCUAUCAAGAAAGUUUUCACUGUGUCCAGACUGCUUUUCAUAUACUUUCUGGGCAAGGUGAUGUUCUGAAUAUCGAUCCAAUGAAAUUCUAUACACAUCUUUAUAAAACACUGUUCAAGCUACACGCAGGUGCUACCAACGAAGGUGUUGAGAUUGUGCUCCAGUGCCUUGAUGUCAUGCUAACCAAGCGCCGAAAGCAGGUUUCUUUGCAGCGAGCUCUUGCCUUCAUCAAGCGCCUCUGUACUCUUGCUCUUCAUGUUCUUCCAAACUCAAGCAUUGGCAUUUUAGCAACCAACAGGAUAUUGAUGCAUAUCACUGUAGAACUUUUUGAGAUUUACAGUAUGGCAGCAAUGACAUUCAAUCCUCCUGUUGAAUCUUCAAACACCAAAAGGAAGGAUAAAGCUUUACCAGGGGAUUCAUUACUGAAUGAAGAUUUAAAUCAGCAAAUCAAAAGACAUUGCAAUGAAGUUGAUACUCAUUUCCCUCUGGAUUUUGCCAAAUAUUUGAAAACAUCCCUACAGUAGUAGAAGAAUGAAGAAGUGGACUUUCUUGUAUAUUUGUGUGUUUGUACAGAAGAUAUACUGUUCAUGUGGGACUUUUUUUUUCCAAGAGAAAAUCUUUAAGAAAUAAUGGAGGAGGAAGAAUUACCCUUUGGGUAUAGGAGGUUUCCAUCCCAAUUCAGAAAAAUAUUAUUUUGUUUAGAAAGAAGAAACUUCUCCCUACCUCUGUUUAUGCAUUUCUUCUCUAUUCUGAUUUUUUUAAAUUAAAAAUUCAGUAUACAUAUCAAGUGAUAGCUUUUUCCAAAGGUUCUUUGGAACAGAACUUACUAAAAUUAU
Molecule: messenger RNA, 2498 nt
Organism: Sorex fumeus (smoky shrew)
Lineage: Eukaryota; Metazoa; Chordata; Mammalia; Eulipotyphla; Soricidae
Product: nucleolar complex protein 3 homolog
Biological process (GO): DNA replication initiation
Cellular component (GO): nucleolus
Molecular function (GO): chromatin binding
Source: RefSeq, a predicted model, not a curated record